This is a messenger RNA of Lactuca virosa, 471 nucleotides long. The record is from the annotation of a GenBank genome assembly. NCBI's taxonomy places the organism in Eukaryota, Viridiplantae, Streptophyta, Magnoliopsida, Asterales, Asteraceae.
AUGGCUGGUAAGAUGUACGUGUCUAAAGGCUACUCGAUCUACACCUAUAUUCCAGACCUACAUGGUGGUUAUGAUCAUGGGUCAAAAGACCCCAUGAACGACUAUAUUGGUUCAGGUUCCCCUUCAAAAGUCUACGUUCAUUCCCCAACCAUGUCGAGUAGUUCAAGCUCAUCCAAAUUCAACAAUGGAGAAGUUUGGACCAUGAAAACUAACAACAUUUCAGAUGAAGCCCAUUCAAAACUAGGUGCAACACAUCAUCAUGCUCUUACAACUUUGACUGAUAAUACGAAAGAACCCUCGGGUUUUCAAGAUUCUGUGAAUCAUUCUCCAUUGUUAGACCUACAUCAAAGAGGGUUUCUUGAUGAACUUUCUACCCAUGCACAAACACUGGAGACAGAAAAGCGAUAUGGACGACCUACAUUUGUUGCUAAAGCUAAUGACAUAUACAAGAAGCGCUAUCAAUGGUUAUGA